CGUGAAGCUCCGCCUGCAGACUCGGUAGUCUAGUCUUGCUAGUCCAUGUUUCCUGUUGGCAGACUCGUUCAGCUGACGCUGGUUAAGAAAACAUUUGAAUUGUCAAAGUCAACGUCGGACCUACUUCCAGUCACGUCACUAAUUUAAAGUGUUUGCAUAUUAUGGUUUAAUACAUAGCCCUAAGUGGAACUGUUUGUGUGUGUUUGCAAUGGGUAAUUCAUGUGACCACUCUUUGAGGAUCCUGCCAGGUAAAGGACCGCACCAAGUAGGAUGCACAGACCUGAUGGUGGGCCACACGGUUCAGGGGACAUUCUUUAGACUGUACUAUCCAUGCCAAGCAUCAGAGAAUCCAAAGUUGCCAGACUGGGUCCCGUGUCGAGAGUAUUUCAAUGGUCUUGCAGACUUUUUGAAGAUGAACAGAGCACUGAGUGAAAGAAUUUUCAACUACCUCUUUGGGUCUUUUAAAAUCCCAGCAGCCUGGGAUGCCUCAUUUAAACCAGAUGGGAAAUAUCCUGUCAUUAUCUUCUCUCAUGGACUGGGAGCUUUCAGGACAUUGUAUUCAGCCAUAUGUGUUGAAUUGGCCUCACAGGGCUUCAUUGUUGCAGCUGUGGAACACAGGGAUGAAUCUGCCUCUGCAACAUAUUACUUCAGGGAAAAUACUGAGCCAGGAACAAGAAUACAUGCAUCAUGUGACAUUUCCAAGCCUGUGGCUGAUAAUCUGAAAGAAGAAUGGAUGUAUUACAGGCAACUGAAACCAGGCGAGAAUGAGUUUCCUCUAAGAAACAAGCAAGUGAAGCAAAGAGCUGAUGAAUGCAUCAGAGCCUUAAAUAUUCUCUUUGACAUCAACUCAGGAAAGUCUGUGGAAAACGUCUUACAGUGUCAAUUUGAUUUGUCAACAAUGGAGAAUUCAAUGGACUUGUGUAGAAUAACGGUUAUGGGACAUUCCUUUGGAGGUGCAACAGUGAUUGAAUGUUUGUGCAAGGAGGUCAAAUUCAAGUGUGGUGUUGCAUUGGACUCCUGGAUGUUUCCUUUGGAUGAGGAGAUCUUCCCAAGAGUGAAGCAGCCAAUCUUUUUUAUUAAUUCUGAGAAAUUCCAAUGGAUUGGGAAUAUAAUCCAAAUGAAGAAACUGGACUCGGCCAUCAUUCCCAGAAAAAUGAUAACCAUCAAGGGAGCAGUCCAUCAGAGUUUCACAGAUUUCACAUUUCUUACUGGAAACUGGAUUGGAAAGCUCAUGAAGCUGAAAGGAGAGAUUGAUCCACAUGUAGCCAUGGAUCUGUCCAACAAAGCAACUUUGGCUUUUCUUCAACGCCAUUUAAAUCUGGAAAAAAACUUCAAUCAGUGGGAUCCUCUAAUUGAUGGAAAAGAUGAUAACUUGAUUCCAGGCACCAAUAUAACUUUACCACAGUCAUCCGUUUAAUCCAGUUACAUGGAACAAAUGGAGAAAAAAAAGGUUACAUGUUUGAGAAAGGCCUAAUUUAAUCUAGAAUAAUCUAUCAUUGGCAUUUUUAUUAAGGAAACCAUUUAUGACUGCUGUGUACGAUUGAUUUGCACUAUGGAUUUGAAAGUGAUCUGAUGUAAAUUUUAUGUGGGGAAAAACUACAACCUACUCAGGAUGACUCAUGGAAGCUACUACAAGCCAACAGCCACACACUUUUCAAAGCAGAAGUGCAAUAUAUUAUUUUAAAAUUUUGAACAUCUCCCGUCCUUUGUCCCCUGCCUUAAUGUGUUUUUAGUUAUGUAAAGCUGAGAAAUUGGGUAUAUAUAAGAAACGUUUUCCACAUUGUUGACUAUGUUGGUUUCAAGGAGGCAGUUAGCAGACAACCAUUGAUGUAUAUAUACACAGUGCCACAGAUAUAGCAUACAUGUGUGUUGCCCAAAGAGCAAGAACACUUAUAUAACUUUAUGGAGCACAUCAUAGUCUCAGAUUUUUUAGAUUAUCUCAUGAUCUGCAACUCAAACUUCUGAUUUACAAGUCAAAGAAAUGAAAAUGUUUACACUACUAAUGUUUUGUUUAAGAAAUGCAGUAUGAAAUUGUACAAAUCUUUGUAUGUAUUUGAGAUUGUUUAUUAAACAGAAUAUCUUUG
This is a messenger RNA of Xyrauchen texanus (razorback sucker), 2084 nucleotides long. RefSeq names its product platelet-activating factor acetylhydrolase-like. NCBI's taxonomy places the organism in Eukaryota, Metazoa, Chordata, Actinopteri, Cypriniformes, Catostomidae. The record is from RefSeq and is a predicted model, not a curated record. The transcript is spliced from 12 exons. Bases 209 to 1417 code for a protein of 402 amino acids. Gene Ontology annotation, molecular function: 1-alkyl-2-acetylglycerophosphocholine esterase activity.